Hydractinia symbiolongicarpus is the source of this 1131-nucleotide messenger RNA. RefSeq lists its product as uncharacterized. The transcript has 2 exons. The record is from RefSeq and is a predicted model, not a curated record. The coding region runs from base 1 to 1131 and encodes 376 amino acids. NCBI's taxonomy places the organism in Eukaryota, Metazoa, Cnidaria, Hydrozoa, Anthoathecata, Hydractiniidae.
AUGAGUGAGGAAAAAAAGAAAGAGAAACAGGAUCGAUUCCAACGUGCACGUCUGAGAGUUAAGCAGCGCUCAAAUCUUCCUGUUGUGGAAGAGCCCAGUGAAGUUUUGGAACCAGAGGAGGAAGAGCUAAGCCCACAAGAUAUGGAGAUUGAAAAAUUAAAACAAAAAGUGACAGAAAUAGAGAAUGUUGUUAAAGAAAAAGAAAAUAACAUCAAGGAAGUGACUCGGAAAUACUGUAGCAUCCAAAAUGAACUUGUCAACAGGAUGGCUGAAAUCCAUCAGUUAAAAAAUAAAAACAAUUUGUCAAGAAAAUUCCAACUAAAUUAUGGACAUUUGAAAAGUCACAAAAAUUAUUUUUAUUUUUAUACUGGAUUGGACCAAGCACGCUUCAACUGGGUAUUUGCAAUUAUCAAAAAUAAAAUGAAACGUAUCAGCAGAAUAUUGACACCGAAAGAUCACCUUGUUGUUGUCCUGGUAAAAUUGAAACUUGGCUUGUAUAACAAAGAUAUCGCUUUCAGGUUUGGAAUUACAUGCAAAAUGGUCACCAAAAUUUAUCGAAGCUUGCUUAAAGUAUUAUCAAAAUCUUUACUUUUUUUAAUUGUGUGGCCUGAGAAGGAAGCUAUACGUAAGCAUAUGCCGAAGUGUUUCAAAAAGUACCUAAGUUGUCGCUGCAUCAUUGACUGCACUGAGAUAUUCAUACAACGUCCAUUAAAUCUCAAUGCCAGAGCACAGACAUGGUCUAAUUACAAGAAUACUAAUACCAUCAAGUAUUUGGUUGCAUGUUCUCCAACAGGAAGUGUUAGUUUCCUAUCAGAAGGAUGGGGAGGUAGAGUCUCUGAUAAGGAAAUAACAAUAAAAAGUGGUUUUUUGGAUUUAGUCGAAAAUGGAGAUCUUGUUUUGGCUGAUCGAGGAUUCCUUAUCGAGCAAGAAGGGAAGGAACAAAUGUCAGCAAUGGAUGUAGAUCGAUCUCGAAAAAUAGCCAAUGUUCGAAUCCACAUUGAGAGAGUUAUUGGACGUUUGAGAAAGUUUGAAAUUUUGAACACAACCAUACCUAUCACUCAAGUAGAUUUAUUGGACGAUGUGUUUAUCGUUAUAUGUGCUUUGGUGAACUUGAACAAAGGCAUUAUAUAA